Fusarium keratoplasticum is the source of this 1569-nucleotide messenger RNA. RefSeq lists its product as uncharacterized. Bases 1 to 1569 code for a protein of 522 amino acids. The record is from RefSeq and is a predicted model, not a curated record. Lineage: Eukaryota; Fungi; Ascomycota; Sordariomycetes; Hypocreales; Nectriaceae. The transcript has a single exon.
AUGGUUCUAACGCGUCAUCAAAGACGGUUGCUCUCUGCUAGGCUUGAGAACCUGGCACCAGAACUCCUGCACCGCAUCUUUGCGUGCUUCUGUCUCCACUGUCAUGGUCGACCUGACCUCCCAUUUUGGAGCCUACAUGAGCCCACAAGCUUGGAAGCAACGGCAUCUGCGGACUCAUCGACAUAUUGGGAGGGCCGUCAAGCUCUGUCCAGUCUCUGUCUCGUCUCGAGACGGUUCCGCGAUGUCGCUCAGGGUGUCCUCUUUCACGAAUUCAUCAUCCCGGUUGGUCGCCAGCCCACAUCGCUGCAUCGACGCGUAGAGCCCUUUCUUCGGACUCUAGCAUCACGGCCAGAUCUCGCCCGAGUGGUGUGUACCGUGGCCUUGGAUGAAUACCUAUCGCUGCGCUUAGACGUCGAGUAUGCUCGAGAGGUGGUAGAAGAAGCCUUGCACGCUUUGGGCACCAACUUUGCUCAUUUUUGGGAACGAAGAAAACAGUGCCAAGAGCCAGAACGCCACUCGGUAUGCUUUGAGAUCUCGCAGAGUUUCAUACUUGGACAGCUUCAGCCCGGAGACUCGAGCAGUGAAUACGUACAACGGCUUGUUAUGGCUGAGAUUCUCGUCCUUCUGGUCGCCUUACUCCCAAAUCUACAACAUCUCAUUCUUCGCGAUCUUCUCUUCCCGGAGCUAGUCUUCCCUGCGGCAGCCAGCGCACUUGACAUCACCAGGAUCCCUCUGAAAACACUUGACGCAAUGGCGGUGCCUCCUUCGAUCCUGGCUGUUGCGCCAGAUCUCGAGACGGUUCAUGUAGGUCCUCGAGACUCGUACCCCAAGAUGCCAAGUGCCAAAGGGGUCUACUUCUGUGGACAUGGAAGCGACGACAAUAUUGAUGUCAAGAAGGUCAUUUCUUUGUGCUCUAGCGCUCUUUCUACCUUUUCGUACCAAACAACCUUUAUCUGGUCAUCUGUCGACCAGAGCGUGGCCAAGAUGUUGCAGCCGCGAACAGCAGUGGAACUUCUCACUGACGUCUGCUCAAGUCUGCGAUCCUUGCAUCUUGACAUGCGUUUCAGGGUUGCUUUUGACAGAGACACGCAAGUUGAGCCAAUGCCGAGUUUAAAACAGUUCAUCGUGUUGGAGGAGCUGUUCCUUACCACCAACUCGGUAUAUAAUGGAUCAAGCCCAAUGGUAUCCGACGAGGAAUUUCUUGUGCAUCUUCUUCCUCAAAGCAUCCAAUCUGUUACAUUCGUUGACCCCGAGUUUCCCCCUCCAUCUGAACGCCUUCGUCGGGGCUUUCUUGGUCUGGCCGAUGCCAGGAGAGAUAAUGGCCUGUUUCCAAACCUCAAAGACUUGCGAUGCGACUCAAGGCAGGUCUGUGACGAUGGAGAAAUCAAGCAUUCCUUUUCCCAGGUAGGGGUGGACUUCAAGUAUCAAGAGUUCCCCACACUAAGCUGGAGCUAUUCCAGAGAUCCCCUACCCGCCGAGUCUCCCCGGCUUGCGCAUGAAGCUUAUCUGAGGGAGCUGGAACCAAACGGGCCUGGGCCUUUUACUUAUAAUUCGGACGAGGAUUUGUAA